CCACGAUAUUGCAAAAACAGCGUGGCCCGGAGUUUCUUAUAGAAAACACUUCGACGUCAUCACCGAUCUGUGUUAUAGGAUCCGACCCUUGCAAUUCGUUUAUCAACCUUAUCUAUCAUCGCAGACGGCAGAAACAUUUCACAUUGCGGCCCCCGAUUCCCGAAGGUUAUCCAGAGGUCGUCAGUAGACAUGCAACCAUCACCAUCCAUCAUUGUCGGGAUCAAACUUGGAAGCCUCUCAGGUAUUUAAAUACCGUCUUCAGCAAAUAGAAUCAAUACCCACGCAGUGCUAUGUCUCUCCCUUCAUCUGACCAGGAGAAACAUCAGCUAUCUAUCACAGAAAAGACUGAUCUUCACCAUGAGCAACAAUUCGGCUUGGAUCCAGUAGAUAUCGCUGCUCAUGCACCGUCACUGCGUGGUCGUAAACUAACGGCUGCAGUGGCUUUUGUAGCAGGAACCGGGUUCACACUCUUUGGAUAUGACCAAGGUGUCAUGUCGUCACUGCUUACGGGUAAUCAGUUUGAGGCUUCCUUCCCUGAAGUAGUAGUGGAGGCCAGCCACCCCAAUCACGCCACUCUUCAGAGCUUCACAAUUGCCAUUUACGAAGUAGGCUGUCUCUUUGGUGCCCUAUCCAAUCUUUGGGUGGGAGAUAAGCUCGGUCGCCGAAGAACGAUUGCUGUAGGAGGCAGUAUAAUGAUAAUCGGGGCAAUUCUGCAAACUUCUGCAUUUUCUUUUGCACAAUUGAUUGCUGCGCGUAUCUUCACAGGCUACGGAAAUGGUCUGAUUACAUCGACGGUUCCAACAUAUCAUGCGGAGCUUUCCCCUUCCGCAAAGAGGGGUCGAAUGAUCAUGAUGGAGGGGACUCUGAUCGUAGUUGGAGUGACCGUUGCCUAUUUGGUUGAUUUAGCGCUAUUCUUUGUCAAUUGGUCGUCCGCUCAGUGGAGAGUUCCGAUAGCUCUGCAGUUGGUGUUUGAAAUCAUUAUGGUGGCAUGCAUCGGAUUCCUCCCCGAGUCACCGAGGUGGUUGGUGAAGCGUGGUCGCAAUGCAGAAGCGAUGGCCGUUAUAUCGGCGAUGGAAGACAAACCUCCAUCUGAUCCCGAAGUUCAGCGCACUUACUAUGGUAUUCGUGAAGCUGUUGCCGUUGAAACGUCUAGUCAAGGUUCACUACGACAACUCACUACCGGUGGUCGGAGCCAGAAUCUCAGGCGAACGCUCAUUGCUGUAGUAUUGAUGAUGAUGCAGCAGCUGACCGGCAUCAAUCUCGUUACCUUUUAUGCUACUAUUGUAUUCCAGCGUCUUGGUCUCUCCGACGUCAACGCACGGAUUACCUCUGCUGCCAACGGCGCAGAAUAUGUUAUUGCUUCCAUUGUUGCUUAUUAUGCGAUAGACUAUGUUGGCAGGCGCCAACUCAUGCUGUUUGGAGCCAUCGGCCAAUGCAUUGUGAUGCUUCUCUUGGCUAUCUUAGGUUAUAUCAACAACACACCAGCGCAGAUCGUGAGCGUGGUCUUAUUAUUCGGCUUUAACACGUUCUUUGCUUUUGGGUGGCUUGGAGCGGCCUGGUUAUACUGCGCCGAGGUUGCUGGGCUCAGAACUCGCGCAGCAACAAACGCGCUAAGCACGGCGUCAAACUGGACUUUCAACUUCGUUGUCGUGAUGGUCGUUGGCCCAGCUUUCAACAAUAUCUCCUGGAGAACAUACAUCGUCUUCGCAGCCUUUAACGCAGUCAUUGUUCCAGUUGUUUACUUUUUCUUCCCCGAGACUGGCGGUCGGUCUUUAGAAGACCUCGAUGUUGUGUUUGCGUUGGCGCACAAUACUGGUGAAGACCCUGUCAAGGUUUCGCUUCGGAAAGAUGUCCCGCUUGCUGGAUCACGCGAGGCGGACGAAAUUCUUGGUGUUAGCACAGGCGUUUAAUAUCACCCUGAGAAAAAGCCUCCGAUGCUAUUCUUCAACGGGCGAAGUCAGAACACCGGUGUAGAUGCGACGAUCGCUACAUUGAGGCCUAAUAGCGAGUUG
Suillus clintonianus is the source of this 2012-nucleotide messenger RNA. RefSeq names its product general substrate transporter. Gene Ontology annotation, biological process: carbohydrate transport; transmembrane transport. Gene Ontology annotation, molecular function: carbohydrate:proton symporter activity. Bases 291 to 1910 code for a protein of 539 amino acids. NCBI's taxonomy places the organism in Eukaryota, Fungi, Basidiomycota, Agaricomycetes, Boletales, Suillaceae. The record is from RefSeq and is a predicted model, not a curated record. Gene Ontology annotation, cellular component: membrane. The transcript is spliced from 17 exons.